Schistosoma mattheei is the source of this 1292-nucleotide messenger RNA. The record is from the annotation of a GenBank genome assembly. Lineage: Eukaryota; Metazoa; Platyhelminthes; Trematoda; Strigeidida; Schistosomatidae.
UCUCAACUGUCUCGUACUCCACUUUGAGGAUUAUAGUUAGGAUCCAGUGCCACUACAAUCUGUCCAAAUUGUUUGAUAUUUGGCAGGUACCGAUGAAUGCCUCCAAAUAAAAGGAUUGGACAUUAGAAAAGAAGCAGCGCUGUUUACGAGUCUAAUUUUUGGCGUUAAAUUCACAUUAUUAUUAGUUGUUGUCAACUUAUAUUAUUACAAGAUAUUUAACCAUGAUCAAAUUUCAAUGUAUAUUCCGAUUUUUCUGCUUUAUAAAUCAGAUAUAAAAGACAAUUGGUUACAUUUCUUCUUGUAUUUCCAGAUUACUGUACUGAGUUAUUAGAUUUCUCGACGAAAUUUGCGCUCAUUGACGACUAGAGGACCCACUACAUGCCGAAGAAACUCGGGACAUGUCCGAAAUCAUUGGAGGCUCGAGAAAGACGGGCCGAAAAGAAGCGAGAAGAGCGAGAAAUCACACUAAAAAAGGCUGAGGAUGAGUAUUGGAGAGAUGAUGACAAACAUUUGAAUAAGAAACAACAACGGAAAGAAGAAAAAGACUCAAAGCGUCUGGAGUUAAUGGAGAGAAAAAAGGAAAAAGAAAAACUAUAUAAUGAUGAAAUCGCUGGUUUCAAGUCAUCUAAAUCCACAGUCACUAAAGAACAACCGUCAAAGCUUACACAAGCGCAAAUUGCUGAAGCUCAAAAAAAACUACAGGCUCAGCUAUCAGCUUUAAACCAAACUACUCAGAAAUCUGAGCCUGCAGAAUUGACUCCUAACCCAAACCGAACCGAGAAAGAUGGUUUAGAAGCUCGUACCGUUGAAGAAGCUAUCACCAUACUAAGUUUUAACGGUGAAGGUGAUGGUGAUCGACAUCCAGAGAAACGUUUAAAAGCUGCUUAUCAGGCAUUUGAAGAGCGUUUGAUGCCGCAGCUGAAAGCUGAAAAUCCAAACAUGCGACACUCACAGCUUAAACAGUUAAUAUUUAAAAUGUUUCAGACAUCACCAGAAAACCCUAAAAACCAACAUAAUUCAUGUUACAAUUCCAAAUAAGUUGAUGCAUAAAACUGCACUAUUCUUUUUCUUAAAAUAGUUAUUUCGAGUUUGAGACCACUACUGAAGAGUUACUUUAAUAUGUCAACCCAGAAUUACUUUACGAUUUAUCGUGUACUUAAAUUAUUAUUAGGGCCGGUUAGUUUGCAUAUGUUUGUAUCUGUAAUUUUAAGCUUGUGCAACUUGAAUCUGUCAGUGUUCGGGUUUUUUUAUUGAAAUUGGAUAAACAAAUGAGAAAAAGCAUAUAUAUUUUA